CGAUUACAACUCACGAAUUUGAUGAUUACAAUCGACAGAAAUUUUUUUUUUUUGUUCUUCAUUGUCAAAUUUUGGGAUAAUAUUGUGAAAAAUAAAAAAUGUCAAGACAACAUCAUUGUGAUCAUAAUUGUAAUGGACAUAAUUCAUUGGAUGAUGCCGAUAAUCUUGGUAUCCUAUAUAGUUUGUAUUCGAAAAUUGAUCUUUCAAAAUUAGAAUGUCUCAACGAAACUGUUGAAGGUUCGGGUAAACUUGUUUUCAAACCAUGGGAAGAACGAUUGAAUAUGGAAAAUUUUGUCGAAAGUGAUUGUGAUGAAGAAUUAUUAUUUAAAAUUCCCUUCACUGGUAAUAUCAAACUGAAAGGAAUCAUUAUAAUUGGCGGUGAAGAUGAAUCUCAUCCAUCACGUUUACGUAUCUAUAAGAAUCGUCCUGAUAUGAGUUUCGAUGAUGUAAGCGCUGAAGCUGAUCAAGAAUUUGAAAUUAUGCAAGAUCAAACCGGUACAUUGGAAUAUCCAUUGAAAAUUGUUAAAUUUUCCAAUGUAUUUCAUUUGACUAUUCAUAUACCGAAAAAUUAUGGUGCUGACACCACUAAAGUUUAUUACAUUGGUCUACGUGGUGAAUUUUCACCAGCAAAUCGUGAUGCCAUAUUGAUUGCCAAUUAUGAAUUGGCACCAAAUCCAGCCGAUUGCAAAAAUGGCAUUGAAGAAACAAUGUUUCAUCAGGUUCACUAGGAGAAAAUGUUUUAUUUUUUUUCCAUAUGAAUGCAUAUGUGGAUGGCAAUAAUAAAACUAUAUGUAUCUGAAUUUA
Molecule: messenger RNA, 804 nt
Organism: Dermatophagoides farinae (American house dust mite)
Lineage: Eukaryota; Metazoa; Arthropoda; Arachnida; Sarcoptiformes; Pyroglyphidae
Product: PITH domain-containing protein GA19395
Cellular component (GO): nucleus
Source: RefSeq, a predicted model, not a curated record